Triticum dicoccoides is the source of this 1098-nucleotide messenger RNA. RefSeq names its product vegetative cell wall protein gp1-like. The record is from RefSeq and is a predicted model, not a curated record. The transcript is spliced from 2 exons. Lineage: Eukaryota; Viridiplantae; Streptophyta; Magnoliopsida; Poales; Poaceae. The coding region runs from base 164 to 949 and encodes 261 amino acids.
CUAGGGAUCCUCCCCUGUCCAGUCGCCGCCGCCGCUGUCUCCAUUCCCUCGGGAUCACCAGCGAUCCAGCCGCUGCUCUCCACCUCGCAACCGACCACACACACCCAGCCUCAUCCAGCCAGCCACCUUCCACCUUGAUCUGGAGCCACCAGAUCAAGAUCCGAUGGCCCCUAGGCCACCAGUUCAUCCCCACCGGUCCACCACAGUGCCCCGCAGCCACGAUCCGGCCUUGAUCUUCUCUGCCUCGACGGAGCAGCCGUCGCCGGCCUCCAGGAACGGCUGCUCUGCAUCGUCCUCGCGCGCCUCCUUCCUCGAGCAGGAGCUCGACCUGCUGCCGGCGACCUCGUGCCCGACCUCCAGAUCCCCCCUCCGUCCCGCGAGCAGCAGUAGACCGUGGCGCCACCACCGGAGCUCGCCGCUGCCGGGAAUCGCCGUCUUUCGCCGGAGUUUGCGUCCUCGUCCUGGAUCCGCGCUGUCGCCUCCUACCUGUGCGUCGUGCGCGGGAACCGACAAGACUCCGGCGCCAUGGCCUUCCCCACCUCUGCCCGAGCGCCUCCAGGACCUCGUCUGCCCCGCCGCAUCACCAAAUCCGGCCACCAGGACCCUCCAGCGCCGUCGCUUCCUUCCUCCUGUUGCUCGAUCCACUGUUUCGCGAACGAGGAGACGAGCGCCUCGCCUGCGCGUUGACCGCGUCCCCUCCCUUGUUCGAUCCAGCAGCGCGCCUCCAGAUCCGCUCCAAGGCCCAGCCAGCCUCCUCCAGGCCCCGCGGUCCAGCGGCCUCCAGGCCCAGCGAGCACCUCGCCGGUUCGCUCCCGUUGACGAGCGCGUGGGCCAGCGCCCCUGGCCCAUCUUCCCCCGCGGCCUGCCAGGCCUCCUCCACCGACCUGGGCCGAGCCCAUGGGUGAGAACCCCCCCAAGUGCCCCUGUCCUGUGCAGCCCGGUAGACUAGAUUCGGCCCGCAUGUAUUUUUUUUUACCUGCCUGCGAAUUUUGUCAUUAUCCGUAGAAUUACAGAAUUGCAGAAAACCCCCUGUUGUUCAUGCAUUUAAUAACUCACAAAAUAUGCAUCAUAUGUAAAUAAUUUAUAUAUGUAAAAUAC